ACAAUUGCCUGACCAAUCCCCUCCUGUGCUCGCCGCCGCGCCGGAGAAGAGAGCGAGAGCGCCGCCGCGAUGAGUCACCGCAGGCGACCUCACGCCCCCGGCCCGCCUCCUCCCCCGGAAGACGGAGGAGGAGACUACUCUCCGCAGUCGCCGGGGAAGGCGCCGCGGAUCCGGCCGUGGCCGGAGCGGCGGGUGCUGGCGCUCGCGCUAGCGUUCCGCGCGGUGAACGCGCUGCUGGUGCGCACCUACUUCAACCCCGACGAGCACUGGCAGUGCCUCGAGGUCGCCCACCACAUCGCCUUCGGGUACGGCCACCUCACCUGGGAGUGGAAGCGGGGCCUUCGAGGUUACCUCCACCCGCUCAUCUUCGCCGCCCUUUACAAGUUUCUGGGGUUUCUCCACCUCGAUACCCCGUGGUUCAUGGUGAUGGCUCCACGGCUUCUACAGUCAGUAUUUGCAGCGUUUGGAGAUCUAUACUUGUAUAAACUCUCCAAACUUAUUUUCAACGAGCACGCUGCCCAGUGGACAUUAUUUUCGCAGUUGGUGAACUGGUUCAUGUUUUUCUGCAUUACACGGACUCUAUCAAACAGCUUGGAGACAGUUUUGACUGUGGCUGGACUCUAUUAUUGGUUUAUUGCAAUCGAGUCUUCCAAGGGAAUUUCAGUUAUUUCAAAGCAGCAGGCAUCCAGCUACCAAAGUCCCCAUUCAAGAAAAGUGGCACUACUCAUAGCAGCCUUAGCCUGCGCCAUUCGGCCAACAAGUGCCAUAACAUGGUUGUAUGUUGGUCUUUUGGACUUCAUUUAUAUAAAAUCGAAAUGCCGGUUUUUGUUUCUUGAGGUCAUUCCUAUAGGGGCCAUUGUCCUUGCAGCAACAACAUUCCUUGAUUGGUGGAUGUAUGGUUCCCGGGUCAUAGUGCCACUUAAUUUUUUGAAAUUCAACCUAUUUUCUUCAGGAGGAGAUUACUAUGGAACACACGUCUUCCACUGGUACUUCACCCAAGGUUUUCCAUCUAUGAUUUGGACGUUCUUACCACUUUCAGUUUUUGGAGUCAUAAAGUCUCAAGAAUGGAGGCUUUCAGGUCUAAUUGCCUGGGUAUUAGGGGUUUAUAGCAUACUUGGACACAAAGAGUUCAGGUUUGUUCUUCCGGUGCUACCUUUAGCGUUGAUGUUCUCGGGUUACUUCUUAGCUGCAAUGUCGCAAUUCAAGGGUAAAAAUCUGCAUGGGAAAAGACAUUUUUCAAGGUUGCAACUGUCUGUUAUUCUUCUCAUCAUAACCAAUGUUCCAAUGGCCUUAUAUAUGUCCCUGUUCCAUCAAAGAGGAACUGAAGAUGUUAUGUUUUAUCUGUCAAAAGAAGCCCAUAAUGGAAGAGUUAAGGGUGUCCUCUUUCUCAUGCCUUGCCAUUCGACGCCUUAUUACUCUACCUUACAUAGUAGCCUACCUAUGCGCUUUUUGGACUGUACUCCCAGUGAUAAUAAAGGGACCCUGGAUGAGUCAGAUCGUUUCCUCAUGAACCCACUUGAUUUUGUGGGCGAGGUUAUCGGAAAUCUAUCUUCCUUCAGUCACAUUGUGUUAUUUGAAUCCGAAGAAAGACACAUUAUUCAGUUGCUUCUGCACGAUUCCUUUCAGGAGGUUAGGAGGUUUUUCCAUUCCCACUUCAAGAUUGAUAGAGACCUUCAGUCGUCUGUUGUUGUAUAUUCACGGAGGGAUGUGCUAUGAUUGCUUUUGCCGAGAAAAGCUUGUUACCCCAUCUAACAACCUCUGAUUGUGUUUCACAGUGUUUCACAGUGUUUUAGUUUGUUAUUUCUGAAAUUAGCUGUAACACUAUUGGAUACUAGAACUUGGCAAUCUGUUAUGGUUUUUUUACCCCUCCGACAUGUUGUGCCGAUCCUUUUUGUAUCGGCCAGAUUUUGUAGAACAUGGAACAUGCAUAAGAAAGUCUCCAUAUCCAUGAUGCAUUUGUAAGACGAAAAGGUAGAAAUGGCAGUAUUUCCUUGCAGUAAUGACUGAUAACAAGAGUGAGAUACUCUGAUUUCGAUUCAAUCCUAAUUUUAAGUGCCUACAAGUUCCUGCACCUUCCGUACUGCUCUGAGGUGCUUCGUAUUGAUCUCAAUCUCUCAGCAACCUCUCUCAUUAAUGGCCGUUCUUCCCCCCUCAUACUCAAACAACACUUUGCCAGUUGAGCAAUUUCUUGGAGCAGCUCCGCUUCGAAGUCUAAUAUAUUCUUGUCCAAGAUGAAUUGAAGUCCAUUUUCUUUCAUUGCAAGAAGGAAGGAUGAUGCAAGGAGUGCAAAAAUGCAGAUAAGGAGAAGUACUGCACAUGCUGAAAUACCUGCCAAGAAUAACAUUCUUUCAGUUUUGGUUGUCGAACACGCAGGUAUGCGUUUGUUCCUUAUGCGAUAUGCGAUGAUAAAAGCGGGCAUACGAUCUGCAUGUUUCUCUCUUUGGAUCUGUACUCUGAGUCCCAGACUUGCAUGAGCAAUUGUAGUUCCCAAUUAUAUUACUGCAAAUUCCAUGGCAAGGAUACUGAUCUGGGAAAUUGCACUCGUUGAUAUCUGCACACAAUAUUCAAGAACAGAGAAAUAGCUUGAGAUUGAUGCAGAGAUAACUUGAGGUAAACCCAAAAGAAGGAAGUGAGUUACCGACCUUGGCAUCCUUCUUCCAGGCAUACGUUGACAUGUUCUUCACAGCUUCAUCACAGUAUUCAUUUCCAGCAACCCAGUCAAGCAGAGUGGGUACUCCAUCCUUGAACUUCUCUUUGAAUUUAUUAUCCUCUAGAUAAGAAGCCUCAAACCUGAACCAAUCCUGCUCAGCGACAAAAGCAUAGCUGCAUGGGUUGAAGCCACUCACCUCAGAAUUGUCGAAUCUGUCAUCAAAUGUUAUAUUGGAGAAAUUGAGGUUUGGCGCAAUAGAUGUCUGGCAACAGCCCAUUCCAGAGCACUGACCACUUUCAUCCACACUUCGCCUGUCUGCGCACAUUGAGAAACACCCAGCUCCCACUCUGUGCUCGUUAAAGCCUCCCAGGAAUGCAAGGGUGUUGCAUCCAACCGCUGUUAAUUUGUUUGCCUUGGUUGAUAUUGUAAAAAACUUACCCGUAUUUAACCAGGCCCAUCCCCCUGUCUCGUUGAAGCACUUGGAUGCAAUCAAGGUGGUGACUCGGGCCUGCCCUCCUAGCAGACUGA
Messenger RNA from Triticum dicoccoides, 3178 nucleotides. Its product is annotated as GPI mannosyltransferase 3-like. Gene Ontology annotation, biological process: GPI anchor biosynthetic process. Bases 70 to 1716 code for a protein of 548 amino acids. Gene Ontology annotation, molecular function: alpha-1,2-mannosyltransferase activity. The transcript has 15 exons. Gene Ontology annotation, cellular component: endoplasmic reticulum membrane. NCBI's taxonomy places the organism in Eukaryota, Viridiplantae, Streptophyta, Magnoliopsida, Poales, Poaceae. The record is from RefSeq and is a predicted model, not a curated record.